Messenger RNA from Meloidogyne enterolobii, 1395 nucleotides. NCBI's taxonomy places the organism in Eukaryota, Metazoa, Nematoda, Chromadorea, Rhabditida, Meloidogynidae. The record is from the annotation of a GenBank genome assembly.
AUGGUCAAGUUUUACAACAAAAAUUAUUUUAAUAAAUAUUUUCUUCAAUUAAAUUAUUUUUUAAUUAUUUUAUUUAUUAAUUACAACAAUUCCUCUAUUCAAGAAAAUUCAGAAAACGUCCAAAUUAAGGGGGAGUGGUGCCCCGACGGUUGUAGUUGCACGACAGAGUCGCCUACAACUUUAGACUGUUCCGGACUAGAUUUAGAUACAAUACCUCCAACAUGGCCUUCACAUUUUGAAAUUUUUUAUAUUCGAAAUUGGACAAUUAAUAGCUUAGAAAAACAAGCUUUUAGACGCUUCCAACACCUUGUGGAAAUUUAUAUUUUUGAUUGUCAAAGACUUGAUUUAAUUGAAAGAAAUGCUUUUAAGCAAUUGAGAAAAUUGAGAGUUUUGGUAUUAAAAGGAAACAAAGGACUUCGAGAGCUAUACAAAACAGCAUUUUCUGGUAUAGGUAACGAACACCCUCUUUCUAUUAAAAUAAUGGAUAAUGCUUUGGAAAGAGUGCGGGCAUUCGCCUUUAAAAAUGUAGAGAAUUUACGAGAAUUAAUAAUAGAAGAACGUUGUUUUGAAUUAGAAACAAAUUCUUUGGCAACAAUUACUCGAGUCGAUUUUUUAACCCUUAAAGGUGUUUGUUCUUUGGAAGUUGGAGUGUUUUUAAAUAGUAGUAGAUUACAUCAAGUUAUUAUUGUGGAUUCUGCUUUGAGUCAGUUACCUAAAGAUGGAUUUGCUGAAUUGUCUCAUUUAAAUCAGUUACAAAUUAGAGAAUCACGUAUUGGACGUAUUUCUGAAGGGGCUCUUUCUGGCCUUUUUACUGUUGGCUCUGUUCAUUUUCAAUCUAACCAAAUUGGUAGAUUAGUGCCUGGAUGGGCGUUGGGUGCGGAGAAUUUGGGCUCUCUUGUUUUUACUUAUAAUACAAUUCGAGAACCUCUGUCAUCCCCCGAUUGUUUACGCAACGAAGCCCAACGUUUCUUAUUUACCGAAAACACACUUUAUUGUUCUUGUGAAAUACAGUGGUUGGUUAAUUCUCCUGCUGAGGAACAAUGGUUAUCAGAAAAUUAUUGUGGACGAGAACAAGCAUUUAAGGCUUUAUUGUAUUAUUCCCCUGCCUCUGCUGGCUGUCGUUGGGUAUUACCUCCUCCUUCUCCCCCAACAUUUUUAAUAACCUCAACCACACUUUCUACUCCAAACCAAACUUUUAAUCAACAAUCUCCCCCUAUGCACAAUUUAAGACAUCAAAAUCCUUCCCAAAAAGAAUUUGAAGAUAACGAGCUUUUUGAACCCCCCUCCCAUCAACGACGACAUUCUGGGAAGAAUGCUGGAGUGAAGAGGGGGGAAUUUUGUGAUAAAUUAAUUUUUAUUUUAUUUUUUUAUAUUUUUUAUUAUUUUUUGGGUUAA